Molecule: messenger RNA, 1398 nt
Organism: Pygoscelis adeliae (Adelie penguin)
Lineage: Eukaryota; Metazoa; Chordata; Aves; Sphenisciformes; Spheniscidae
Gene: ADRB1
Product: adrenoceptor beta 1
Biological process (GO): adenylate cyclase-activating adrenergic receptor signaling pathway; norepinephrine-epinephrine-mediated vasodilation involved in regulation of systemic arterial blood pressure; positive regulation of heart rate by epinephrine-norepinephrine
Cellular component (GO): membrane
Molecular function (GO): beta1-adrenergic receptor activity
Source: RefSeq, a predicted model, not a curated record
AUGGGGAAGAAGCUAUUGGGUAAGCGGGAUGUGAAGAAACCGCGCUGCGUUAUACAACACAAGCCAAGACAAAGCUGGCCUUUCAAAAACUAUGUCAAAACCAUGAAGGAGGAAAAGGGACUUUCUGAUCUCCACUUAACAUCGAUAGAUAUGUUCUCUGAAUCCCCAGAUGCCAUGCCUCCUGCCCUUCCCACCAAAGAGGGUUGCACUUUGGUCCAGCAGAUGACGAGCAGCAAAGCAAAGUCCAUGGGAACCAGGCAGCUGCCCGCCGAGCCGCUCUCCCAGCAGUGGGCUGUGGGCAUGAGCCUGCUGAUGGCCCUGGUGGUGCUGCUUAUCGUGGCCGGCAACGUGCUGGUGAUCGCGGCCAUCGGGCGCACGCAGCGGCUGCAGACCCUCACCAACCUCUUCAUCACCUCGCUGGCCUGCGCGGACCUGGUGAUGGGGCUGCUGGUGGUGCCCUUCGGGGCCACGCUGGUGGUGCGGGGCACCUGGGUCUGGGGAUCCUUCCUCUGCGAGUGCUGGACCUCCCUGGACGUGCUCUGCGUGACGGCCAGCAUCGAGACCUUGUGCGUCAUCGCCAUUGACCGCUACCUGGCCAUCACCUCGCCUUUCCGCUACCAGAGCCUCAUGACCAAGGGUCGGGCCAAGGGCAUCAUCUGCACCGUCUGGGCCAUCUCUGCCCUGGUCUCCUUCUUGCCCAUCAUGAUGCAUUGGUGGCGGGACGAGGACCCCCAGGCGCUGGAGUGCUACCAGGACCCAGGCUGCUGCGACUUCGUCACCAACAGGGCUUACGCCAUUGCCUCGUCCAUCAUUUCUUUCUACAUCCCCCUCCUCAUCAUGAUCUUUGUGUACCUCCGGGUGUAUAGAGAGGCCAAGGAGCAGAUCAGGAAGAUCGAUAGGUGUGAGGGCCGGUACGACCAGCCGCAGCCCCCCCCACCCCCUCACCACCAGCCCAUCCUCGGCAACGGCCGAGCCAGCAAGCGGAAGACUUCCCACAUCAUGGCCAUGAAGGAGCAGAAAGCCCUCAAGACUUUGGGCAUCAUUAUGGGGGUGUUCACCCUCUGCUGGCUCCCUUUCUUCCUGGUGAACAUCGUCAACGUCUUCAACAGGGACCUGGUGCCGGACUGGCUCUUCGUUUUCUUCAACUGGCUGGGCUACGCCAACUCCGCUUUCAACCCCAUCAUCUACUGCCGCAGCCCCGGGAAAGCGGACGGGCGGCGGCACGCCAGUGGCGGGGAGCUGGCCCGGCUGCCCGGGGGCUUCAUCAGCACCGUGGGCUCCCCUGAGCGCAGCCUGGGAGGGACCUGGUCCGACUGCAACGGGGGCACGCAGGGCGGCAGCGAGUCCAGCCUGGAGGAAAGAAAUAGCAAAACAUCCGAUUCGGAGUCCAAGGUAUAA